Molecule: messenger RNA, 2437 nt
Organism: Orbicella faveolata
Lineage: Eukaryota; Metazoa; Cnidaria; Anthozoa; Scleractinia; Merulinidae
Product: gamma-aminobutyric acid type B receptor subunit 2-like
Source: RefSeq, a predicted model, not a curated record
AUGAGACUCGAAUUCUUUGCAGCUAUAAUUCUGCUCGUUGUUUUGCUACAUGCACAUGUAUCAUGGGGUAAGAUUCCACUUGUGAUUGGCGGAGUGUUUGACAUCGACACUAGGCCAGGAGAUGAUAAUUCCGCUGGCAUGAUCCCCAUAGUGCGCAUGGCAAUCAGACACGUUAAUUUUUGCCCCAAAACAUUGGCAAACUACGAGCUACAAAUGGAAAUAAAAGACGUCAAGUGUCAAGAUGCAGAUGCCCUGUACGCCUUUACUGAAUUCAUGCGAGAGAAGAAAAAGAUGAUCAUGGUUUUAGGACCAGCAUGUUCCAAAUCAGCAGAACCACUGGCCAAAGUGACCCCAUUCUACAACUUGGUUCAUGUGGCCAUGGCAUCUGCAAAUCCAGCCCUUUCGUGUUGGAAGUAUUUCCCCACCUUUAUCCGCACCAUUCCUCCAGAGCAUUUCCAAAACAAAGGCAGAGUGGCGAUCGUUAAAUAUUUCAAGUGGAAAAAGGUGGCCGUACUAAGGGAGGAUAUGGACACAUUUGAGGGGCUUUCCAACGAUUUGGUCUACAGGCUAAAGAAAGCAGGAGUAGAGGUCAGCAGUUACCAGACCUUUUCAAACGAUGCCGAGUUACAGAUUGAGGAAUUGCAGCAAAAAGAUUUGAGAAUUAUCUUCGGCAUUUUCUCGGAGCAAUCCGCGAGGAAAGUGAUCUGCACGGCACAUAGGAAAGGAUUUUACGGUCCUAAAAUCGUCUGGAUUUUAAUGGGGGGCGGAUACAGAUACCAGUGGUGGACUUAUAAGGAUGUCAAUUGCACUGGACAAGAACUUAGCAGGACGCUUGGAAACUACAUAAGCACCGAGGCGUUAAUGAUUGGCGCUAACAAUGAGCGUACAGUGGCCAGAAAGCUACGUUCGAUAUUGAACAAAUACACCUUGGAUAAUUUGUCCUCAUUUGAUUAUGAUAUCCUCCAGACCGUUCGAGAACUAAGCGAAGAAUACAAAACAGAGCUGGCCAAGUCACCGUACAAGGAACCCAGCCGUCACGCUGCCUUUGCUUAUGACGCAGUGUGGACCAUUGCUCUUACUCUGAACCAGUCCAUCUCAGCUCUCAAGAAACAAAAUGAAACAAGGAAUAUGUCAUUAGAAGACUUUGACUACACCAACAUUGCCAUGAGAAAGAUAUUCAUGAAAACCGCAAAGAGAAUUUCUCUUCAGGGAAUGUCUGGGCUGGUGCAGUUUUACAAGAACUCUGACAGACUGAGCUUGCUUAACAUUGAUCAACGUCAAGCCGGCGAAAUGAAACGAAUAGGAAGCUAUGAUAUGAAACGAAAGAUUAUCAUCGCUGAGAAAGGACAAACAGCGGUGUGGGAAGAUAAAAAAGUUCCAGCAUGCAGCAUCAAGCAAAUCCGAGUUCCACGGUACCUUUCCAAGGGAGUGGUAUUUACUAUGGACUCACUGUGUGUCCUGGGCAUUCUUUUCGCAGCUGGUCUCUUCAUUUUCAACCUCAAAUACCGAAACGUCAGGUAUAUCCGGAUGUCCAGCCCUAGAAUGAACAACAUCAUAAUUCUAGGCUGCGUUUUUAUUUACGUUUCUGGAAUCUUGUUCGGUAUCGACAGUGAAGUUGCUUCCGGAAAGGCUCACGAAAGGGUGUGCCAGGCCAGUGCAUGGACGGCAUCAUUUGGAUUCACCAUGGCUUUUGGCGCUUUGUUCUCUAAGACCUGGAGAGUCCAUCGCAUCUUUAUGAACAAAACUAAGAGAACGGUAAUUAAAGAUUACCAGUUGAUCAUUGUUGUCUUCCUCCUCCUGAUGAUUGAUUCGCUCAUUCUCUUCACCUGGCAAACAAUGGAUCCUAUUUACACCACUGUCAAAACAUUCCCUAAACAGAUCGACGAAGUCGCCGAUACCGCUCUUUACCAGUACCGGACCUACUGUACUUCAAACUAUGGGAACUUGUGGUCAGGCUUACUUUAUGGUUACAAAGGCUUUCUUCUGCUGUUCUGCACUUACUUGGCGUGGGAAAUUCGCAAAGUUCACAUUCCAGUCCUGAAUGAUUCCAAACAGAUUGGCUUUGCUGUUUAUAACGUGUUUAUUCCUUGCGUCAUUAUCAUCCCGAUGCUUAACCUGCUCAAGACUCACACUGAUGCGGUGUACAUCCUAAGUACUCUGCUGUGCAUCUUCUGCACUAUAGUCACUCAGUGCCUCAUCUUUAUUCCCAAGGUAAUAACUGCCCAUCUCGUUUUAUGAGAAUGUGGAGUACAUAAAUUUGUCUCAAGAUACCCUAGUAGUUGAUAUAGCUGCCAUAUAAGGAAUUAUUCACAGAAAGCAAGAAACUUCAUUGUUAUGCUACGUACACGUUUAACUGUGGGAUUGAUGAAAACUAAUGACGAAGUUAGUGAAAUAAUUGACAUGCACACCAACAUGAUACCAAGAUAAAAUGCGCUAA